AGCAUUGAGAAUUGAAAAAUCGUCCCACGCUACACCACUCCACAGACUCCAAUACUUCCAUCGUCUUAUUGAAAACCCCUCAGAAACCCUCCCUCGCUCCACCACUCCACUACUUCCACCGUCUUCUUCAACCAGACCAUCUUCUUCCAACUACGAACUGUUACUGUUCGAAUAGCCGCCCCCUUCUCCUCUCUUCUUUUUUUCGAUCAUGGCGGAAGGGACAGCAGCCGAGGCGGCUGUAAGCAAUCCAGAGCCGGUCGUCUCAGCCGGCGCAGACAUGGAGAUUUCCGAAUCGAACGAAGGAGGGAAGCGAGCCAGGGAGGAGCAGGAAGGUGCGAACGGCGAUGACACGAAGAAGCAGAAGUUGGAGAAGUCAGCGGAAGGAGAAAAUGAGGGAGCAGCAGCAGCAGGAGAAGAAGAAAAAGUUGGGCUAGAGUCUUCCGAGGAAGUGAUUGUCAGCUUGGGUCCGAAGAAAUUCGGAACUGCCACUCAGAUGUUUGAUUAUUUCUUCAAGUUGCUUCACGCUUGGCCAAGUAAUCUGGAUUUGAACAAGUAUGAGCACUUGGUUUUGAUGGAAUUGCUGAAGAAGGGUCAUCAAGAGUCGGAGGAAAAGAUUGGUUCUGGGGUACGAUCUUUUCAAAUUCGAGGUCACCCGAUGUGGAAGAGUCAGUGCUUCUUCCUUGUCAGGGAAGAUGAUUCUGUGGAGGAUUUCAGCUUCAGGAAGUGUGUUGACAACAUUCUUCCCUUGCCGGAGGAAUUGAAAGGACAUGGUGGUGGCGGUGGUAAAGGUCACGGAGGCAAAGGUGGUGGUGGUGGAGGAAGAGGCGGACGAGGUCGAGGCCGCGGGCGUGGGCGUGGAAAGAAGUGGUAAAUCAAGAACCAGCAAACUAAAUUUAAGGUUGGGGCUGCCUUUAAUUUUCUUGUCGCAAUGCUGGUCAGGUAGUUUGUGUUGGUAUUAACAUUAUAGGUUUCAAUUUGUAAGCUUUUGCAUGUAUUUCUCUAGAUGAACAUUAUAAUGCUAUUUACGAAAGUUGUGUUGGCUUGAAGUUGAUAUCUAUCUAUAUAUACAUAAUAUUAUGGCAAUUCAAAAUUAAAUUUUUGCCACAAACUAAGUGAUAGCGCGUCCAAUCGAUAACGUAUGACGCUCGAAACCCGCUACGAGUAUAUAAAGGUAUGAAAUCCUCCAAGGGAGGGGGACAUCUCCUCUCUCCUCGCUUUAUACUUUUCACUAUCUCUCUACACCUUAUCUCUCUACUUUAUUCUCUCAACUCUCUCCUGAAACUUAAAACUAACUUGAUUGUCGGAGCUUAAUCCAGGUGGUGGUGGGGGGGGGGGGGGGCAUCCCCGGCUCUUUCACAGGUUCUUCUCUCCCGACGAGAUCAGACGAACGGAUCGUGAGUCAACCCCACACCAACAAAUAUAAUUGUUCAUACUGGAGCUAGAUGGUACAAACAAUUGGCGCCCACCGUGGGGCGUGAUUUCACAUUCGUUUCUUCGAUUUCUAGAGGGAGGGAUUGCUGUGAUCGGAAGCUCACAAAAGCUUCGUCGGAAGGAAGAGAAGAAGCAACUCCGGUUGGAGAAAUCAGAAAACAAAGAAAAAGAAGAAGAAAAAAAAAGCAAGGUUCGUAAAAGGAUUUGGAGGAGCAUCAAAGCUUGUAUCAAAAUCCCCCAAGAAUAGGAGAAGCAGCAGAGCAAUUCAGAUCUUCGGCGACUGUGCCCCUGCGCUGGACCUUCGGCGAAGAGAAACUCACAUCUAUUCUCAAAAGCAAGAGCUGAUGUCGCCGAAGAACAAGAAAAGCAAAAAAGCAAUCCAGAUUCCGGUAAUUUUACUCCCGACAUCGAGCAUCCGGCGAGGGAGAAACCUUACCGUCAUGUAGCUGUCAUGUCGACAUCGUCCUUCUCCCACUUGCGUAGCUCCUGUAGUCGAGCAGUAUGAAAAGACAAAGGAAGCUGCUCUCUCUUUCAGAAGGUUGGGACCAGCGUGUUUAUCGAGGCAAAAUUGUGCAGUGGAUGCCAGUUUGGAGACGUUUCAGAAAAGUAGACGCUGCCACUAGACCUCUGCCAAAAUUCUCUGCGUGGUGGUGCGCUUCAAGCUUAGCGAGCUCCCCUGCCUCCGUUCACAACAAUGGCAAUGCAACCCGACGACGUAGGGAGGGAACCUAAAGCUCACUACCGUUGCAGCAGUCACGAUCCUUCGCCGAGAUUCGAAGCCCCAGUGCUUCAUCUCCCACCACGAUGUGUUCGCGCCCAAUCAACUCUCCACUACUCUCUUUCACACUACUAUUCCUCGAAGCUCUACUCACUCUCCCCUUCGCCGCCACGAUGUCGUCCAACUUCCACUUGAUACGCGGUUCCUUGGCGGCCGAGAGUAAUUAAACUCGUCCAGAUUAAGCUGACCGCGCUACCAUCCAGUCAAUUACCAUAGCCACCACCGCCAUGCAUAAAGGAAGAGUAAUCACGGCGACCGGGGAGAUUGGGCGGUUAUAAUUAAUCGAAAAAGAUUGAAUAUCAGUAUUUGAGCGAAAGAAAGAUUUCAUUGGCGUCGGUCGUCUUCUUCUCAGUCAGCUGGCGGCCCGCCUUCAAUGUCCGCUUGGGUGCGACGAGCGUCACAUGGGCCAACAAAUCCAAACUCGCGGCCGGCGCCGCUUCUGGCCCAACAGGCACGAAACUCUUCAAAAAUAAUGUCGUCGCCGCCAGUCCUUGAAACCACGCCACUCUUCCGCUAGACAAGCAUACUGACCAGUAAGUUACAACUCAAGUUGUGAUUAAUAGGUACAACGUGCUAUUUUAAAGCUCCGCUUCUUCAACAUAAAGCUAAGUACUCUAU
Messenger RNA from Linum trigynum, 2827 nucleotides. The record is from the annotation of a GenBank genome assembly. Lineage: Eukaryota; Viridiplantae; Streptophyta; Magnoliopsida; Malpighiales; Linaceae.